Molecule: messenger RNA, 426 nt
Organism: Daldinia caldariorum
Lineage: Eukaryota; Fungi; Ascomycota; Sordariomycetes; Xylariales; Hypoxylaceae
Exons: 1
Coding region: 1-426 (141 amino acids)
Source: RefSeq, a predicted model, not a curated record
AUGGAUAUCCUCAAUGGCAUUCAAAACUCGCGUCUGGAAGAGAUACUCACUCGCACAGGUCAACGCGGUAAAGGUCACCUUAAUGUCCGGAUCCCGGAUCGUGGGAAGCAGUGCUUAGCUAAACUCCGAUUCAUCACAGUGACUUAUUCUAGAAAGUUUCCAAUACCAAACAGCAUCCCUCCUAAAAAGUCGGGCAUUGCAGAUGCUGAACCUGAUUUUACCAUGAACCGUCAUGCUGUUUUCCCCGAUAUUUGCGAGGGGCAAGACGGACGGCGCGAGAAGGUCGAAGAGCGCUUUGUUCGAAAGGAAUCCCCGGAUGAGGUGCAUCCUUGCCGUGCGAUAACCUGGAAGUGUUGGACAAAGGAGUAUGAGUCCGCGGAUGAAGUAGUGGGAGAUAUAAAUGUUGUUAUAUCCGCGGCCAUGUAA